Molecule: messenger RNA, 1583 nt
Organism: Grammomys surdaster
Lineage: Eukaryota; Metazoa; Chordata; Mammalia; Rodentia; Muridae
Product: H-2 class I histocompatibility antigen, L-D alpha chain-like
Exons: 7
Coding region: 20-1162 (380 amino acids)
Biological process (GO): antigen processing and presentation of endogenous peptide antigen via MHC class Ib; antigen processing and presentation of endogenous peptide antigen via MHC class I via ER pathway, TAP-independent; positive regulation of T cell mediated cytotoxicity
Cellular component (GO): external side of plasma membrane
Molecular function (GO): peptide antigen binding; signaling receptor binding
Source: RefSeq, a predicted model, not a curated record
GUCACUGCGGAGAUUGGUUAUGAAGUCCAAGCUGCUCUCGGAACUCUCCGGAUCACAAAUGGGGGCGAUGGCGCCACGCACGCUGCUCCUGCUGCUGGCGGCCGCCCUGGCCCCUACCCAGACCCGCGCGGGCUCACACUCUCUGCGGUAUUUCUACACCACCGUGUCCCGGUCCGGCCUCGGGGAGCCCCAGUUCAUUAUCGUCGGCUACGUGGAUGACACGCAGUUCGUGCGCUUCGACAGCGAUGGAGAGAACCCGAGAUACGAGCCACGCGCGCCGUGGGUGGAGCAGGAGGGGCCGGAGUAUUGGGAGCGGAACACACAGAUCGCCAAGAGAAAUAAGCAGAUUUACAGAGUGAGCCUGAGGACCCUGCUUGGCUACUACAACCAGAGCGAUGGCAGCUUUCACACGUUCCAGCGGAUGUACGGCUGUGACAUGGGAUCUGAGGGGAGCCUCCUCCGCGGAUACAGGCAGUACACCUACGAUGGCCACGAUUACAUCGCCCUGAAUGAAGACCUGAAAACGUGGACAGCUCCGGACAUGGCAGCGCAGAUCACCAGAUGCAAGUGGGAGCAGGCUGGUGAAGCAGAGAAACGCAGGGCCUACCUGGAGGGCGAGUGCCUGAAGUGGCUCCGCAGACACCUGGAGUGCGGGAAGGAGACGCUGCUGCGCACAGAUCCCCCAAAGGCACAAGUGACCCAUCAUCCCAGAACAGAAGGCGAUGUCACCCUGAGGUGCUGGGCCCUAAGCUUCUACCCUGCUGACAUCAACCUGACCUGGCAGUUGAAUGGGGAGGACCUGACCCAGGACAUGGAGCUUGUGCAGACCAGGCCUUCAGGGGAUGGAACCUUCCAGAAGUGGGCAUCUGUGGUGGUGCCUCUUGGGAAGGAACAGAAUUACAUAUGCCGUGUGGAGCAUGAGGGACUGUCUCAUCCCCUCACCCUGAGAUGGGAGCCUCCUCCAUCCACUGACUCUAACAUGGCAAUCAUUGCUGUACUGGUUGUCCUUGGAGCUGUGGCCAUCAUUGGAGCUGUGGUGGCUUUUGUGAUGAAGAGGAGGAGAAACACAGGCAGGGACAGCUCCCAGAGUUCUGAUAUGUCUCUUCCAGAUUGUAAAGGUGACACUCUGGGUCCUGACUGGGGAGGGGCAAUAUGGACAUGAUUGGGUUUCAGCAUGAAGACAGCAGCCUGGAGUGGACUGAGUAACAGAUGUGUUCAGGUCUCUCCUGUGAUGUCCAGAGCCCUCAGCUUUCUUUAGACAACAGUGUCUGAUGUUCCCUGUCAGCCUGUGGGCUCAAUGUGAAGAACUGUGGAGCCCAGUCCGCCCCUGCACACCAAGUCCCUGUCCCUGCACUGCCUGUGUUCCCUUCCACAGCCAACCUUUCUGGUCUUGGGGAAUCUCCAUCCUGUCAGCUACAGUCUUCCAGAGCUGCAGCUUCUACUUCCACACUGAGAAUAAGAAUCUGAAUAUGAACUGGAUUGUUCACAUUCUUGACCUGAGGGUUGAUUGACAGUUAAAUAAGGGAUUGAGAAUACUUAGAGCGUGUGGAGGAAAUAAAUGGCAGAUGGAGAAGCUCCCAGAA